AUGCUGGCCACGAAGAAGACGAAAAAGUCGCUGGGGUCGAUCAACUCUAGGCUCCAAAUCAUUAUGAAAAGUGGAAAGUACCUGCUGGGGUACAAGCAGACUCUGAAAAUGAUCAGACAAGGCAGAGCAAAACUGGUCAUCCUCGCCAACAACUGCCGAGCCUUGAGGAAAUCUGAUAUAGAGUGUUAUGCCAUGUUGGCCAAAACUGGUGUCCAUCACUACAGUGGCAAUAAUAUUGAAUUGGACACGGCGUGUGGAAAAUACUACAGAGUAUGCACACUGGCUGUCAUUGAUCCAGGUGAUUCUGAUAUCAUUAGAAGCACGCCAGAACAGACUGGUGAAGAGUAA
Balaenoptera musculus (blue whale) is the source of this 348-nucleotide messenger RNA. Its product is annotated as 60S ribosomal protein L30-like. Gene Ontology annotation, molecular function: RNA binding; structural constituent of ribosome. The transcript has a single exon. NCBI's taxonomy places the organism in Eukaryota, Metazoa, Chordata, Mammalia, Artiodactyla, Balaenopteridae. Bases 1 to 348 code for a protein of 115 amino acids. The record is from RefSeq and is a predicted model, not a curated record. Gene Ontology annotation, cellular component: cytosolic large ribosomal subunit.